AUGGACGAGGACACGGAUCCCGUCGAGCCUGCGACCGGGACCCCCAACCAUCCUAUUGAGGUCUCUGAUGGUUCGUCUUUUCAUGGAUCACCCUACCGUGGUCCAGACAGUUACCAGGCAAGGUUUAACCAAUAUGAGUGGUACUUUACACCCUCUCAUCACUCAUCGCCCCACCAGCAGCAACAGCAGCAGCAGGAUCCCUCUGAGGAUUCGCAUUUCGUGGCGGUCACGCCACCGCCACCACCGCCGGCAGUAUAUCAAGCACCUCCGGAACCACCGAGGCGUAGAAGAUCAGGCGUACGAAUGUCCGUACGAGAGGGGGGCUUUCACUUUAGUACUCCCCAUCAUUCGAGUGGCAGCCACUACCCGCCACUACAGGAGGACCCACUAAUGGGUGGGCCUUCAGUUCCAGCAUCAGAGGUGAAUUCUACACCCAUCGCGCCGCCACCAUCGGGAUUUGGUAAUCCAAUCCCCACGUACGCCGGUUCAACGGCGUACAAUCCAUUCGAGUAG
Helianthus annuus (common sunflower) is the source of this 513-nucleotide messenger RNA. Its product is annotated as ALG-2 interacting protein X-like. The record is from RefSeq and is a predicted model, not a curated record. The transcript has a single exon. NCBI's taxonomy places the organism in Eukaryota, Viridiplantae, Streptophyta, Magnoliopsida, Asterales, Asteraceae. The coding region runs from base 1 to 513 and encodes 170 amino acids.